CAGAAGCAAGAACCGCAGCAUUGUCUCAGAGCAUCUCAUCAGCUAGCUCAUCGAUCCGGCGAUGGCUUUCAACCCUAACCCUCCUGGCCUCGGUUUCCCCUUCCCCUUCAUCCCUCCACCAAACAAUUAUGCUCCUCCAGCCCCCUUUCGCCCAAUGCCGCCACCAAGCCCUUUCGGUCCAAGACCACCACCACGCCCUCAAGCCCCGCCACCCCCACGCACACCACCAGUUCAGCCCCCGCCUCCUCCACGACGUGCUCCCCCGCCACCAACUCAACCCCCUCCUCCUCGCCGUGCUCCACCUCCACCCACUCAGCCCCCACCGCCACCCCGGCGUGCUCCACCUCCCCCCACUCAGCCUCCACCACCGCCACGUCGUGCCCCACCUCCACCCACUCAGCCUCCACCACCGCCACACCGUGCCCCACCCCCACCCUCAUCACCACCCCCUCACUAUGCUCCACCCCCUCCAUCACCGCCCAUUCGCCCACCGCCACCACAUCCACUAGCCCCACCUCCGCCACAUAUCAGCCCACCUCCACCUCCACCUAGCCCUCAACCCCAUGUGGUCAUCAUCGUGGUAUUCGUCUCCCUAGGCGGGCUCCUCCUAUUAGCAUGCCUAGCUGCAUUUUGCUUGCACAAGAAAAAGAAGCGGAAGACAGAAAGGAAGGCAGAGAUGUUGGACUUCAGCGAUCAUGUCCAUGUCCACAAGGAGGCCAUGCCUGGCCCAGGGGGCUCCAAGGCCGUCAGGCUUACAGUGGACGAGGACGUCAAGUUCCAAGAGGCAGUGAAGAAGUCGGAGACCGGUGAGGCAUCGAGCACCACGGCAGCAGGGAAAGGACAUCACCACAGCGCAUGGACGUGGCACAAGAAACAGAAGAGCAAAACAGAGCAGGAGGCAGAGCUUAUCAACGUCACCGGACAUUUCCACCUCGAUGAGAAGAUUAUGCAAGGGCCUCACGGCGAGAAGAUUGAGGUCCUUUCAGAAGAUGAAGAUGUCAGGUUUGAAGAGGCGGACAACAAAGAAGAAGCAUCUGAAAAAUCGAAGACGCGCAUCAACAAGUUCUAACAAGGUAAUGGUACGAUCUGCUGAAGUCUAACAGGACUCUUCAGCAACGAUCAAACCCGUACCUAAACAUGGCAUGCAUUUGUUUUUACAAGAUUGUAUCUUCUUUCGUGUGACCGAAAUAAGGGCGUCGCAGACCCAGUUUGAUUGAACGGAAUAUGUAAUUUCGCAAGACCCAGUUUGAUUGAACGGAAUAUGUAAUUACCACUGUAAACAUUUGUAUAU
Molecule: messenger RNA, 1291 nt
Organism: Lolium rigidum
Lineage: Eukaryota; Viridiplantae; Streptophyta; Magnoliopsida; Poales; Poaceae
Product: protein TRACHEARY ELEMENT DIFFERENTIATION-RELATED 7A-like
Exons: 1
Coding region: 62-1069 (335 amino acids)
Biological process (GO): plant-type secondary cell wall biogenesis
Source: RefSeq, a predicted model, not a curated record